Molecule: messenger RNA, 796 nt
Organism: Mangifera indica (mango)
Lineage: Eukaryota; Viridiplantae; Streptophyta; Magnoliopsida; Sapindales; Anacardiaceae
Product: ethylene-responsive transcription factor ERF017-like
Exons: 1
Coding region: 91-690 (199 amino acids)
Biological process (GO): regulation of DNA-templated transcription
Molecular function (GO): DNA-binding transcription factor activity; DNA binding
Source: RefSeq, a predicted model, not a curated record
AGCCGCAAAUUCAUUCCUCAAUGAAACACAAAUACAAACUCGACUAUAAAAACCUCACCAAGGAAACAUAAACAUCAAAUAAUUCCAACAAUGGUGAAACCCACAAGCAAGAAACCCGCGGAGACAACAAGUGACUCCAUUUACAAGGGCGUCCGCAAGCGAAAAUGGGGCAAAUGGGUUUCCGAAAUCAGACUACCAAACAGCCGCCAAAGAAUUUGGUUGGGAUCCUAUGACACUCCUGAGAAAGCCGCUCGUGCUUUCGACGCUGCACUUUUUUGCUUACGUGGCGUCACUGCUAAGUUUAAUUUUCCCGACAAUCUACCCGCCAUAGAAGGCGGCCGCUCCCUUACACCUUCCCAAAUUCAAGCAGCUGCGGCGAAGUUCGCUAACUCGGAGCCUUCUUCAACUUCGAUAACUCAGUCUUCGGAACAGUCUGUGUCCGAUUUACAAACGGAAUAUUCGUCUCCGUCCAUCUCGGACUUAAAUAGUGAUGGUGCCUUUGACGACUCCUUCUUGGAUUUUUUAAAUACAACGGGUUCCAGUGGUUACGUGCCCGAUUUUGGGGUUUUUUCUCAGUUUGAUGAUCUGUGUGGUGAUAUUUUUGCAGCACCACCUCCGACCGUUGAUUACGGCGACCAAAUUAAUCUUGAUGAGAUUUUAGUGGCUGAUUCUUUUCUUUGGAAUUUCUAAAUCUAGGUGAUUAGUGAAGUCGGAGUUCUAGAUAUUUUUGGAUUCUGGAGACUUGCCGACGGCCGAUGUAAGAUUCAUGUAUUGAUACAGAUAAACCAUUUUUUCA